This is a messenger RNA of Prunus armeniaca (apricot), 495 nucleotides long. The record is from the annotation of a GenBank genome assembly. NCBI's taxonomy places the organism in Eukaryota, Viridiplantae, Streptophyta, Magnoliopsida, Rosales, Rosaceae.
AUGGAGCACAGGAUUGACCACAUCCAGACAGAACAGGGACGAAAUCUACACCCUGUCAGUGCUUUAAAUGACAUGGGGGCACUACAGAGAAUUAUCAGGGAGAUGAUGGAGCCUGAAGCCAGAAAAGGAGAGAGGCCCACUUACAGAAAGCCAUAUCCAGCUUAUAUUGAUCAAAUCCCUCUAUCCCCGGGUUUCAAGGUACUAAACUUCACCUUGUUCAACGGAGAAGAUCCUCAUGCUUCAUCAGUUGAGCAUAUAGGCAGUGAUCUUGCUGACCUCAAACAGAGUGAAGAUGAACCUGCUCAAGACUUCAUAACCAGGUUCAGAAAGCUCAAAAUGAAAUGUCGAAUCCCUAUGGAAGAAAGGCACUUCAUCCAGAUGGCUCAAGCUGCUCUCAAAAUCUCUAUGAGAAAAAGAUUUGACGAAAUGUUAUUUGGAGACCUGGCAGAACUGGCAGACAAGGCGUCUAAGUAUGAGGAGCUACUUAGGGAAUAA